Molecule: messenger RNA, 1266 nt
Organism: Rhodamnia argentea
Lineage: Eukaryota; Viridiplantae; Streptophyta; Magnoliopsida; Myrtales; Myrtaceae
Product: protein trichome birefringence-like 38
Exons: 5
Coding region: 86-1177 (363 amino acids)
Cellular component (GO): Golgi apparatus
Molecular function (GO): O-acetyltransferase activity
Source: RefSeq, a predicted model, not a curated record
UCUUUCUCUUUCAAUUCACCCCCAUUCACUUGUCCUCUUCUCUUGCAGUUUUGGCUUCUGGAAAUCUGCACGAGGACACUGUUCGAUGCACGCGUGCAUGGAAGCUUCACUUCGUAUAAUUUGGGCUCUACUCAUCUUUAUGUUGCAGGGUGUGCAUGGUGAGGAUGUUAAUGUUCAGGAGAUUAAGAAGAAUCAGAAGAGAGGGUGUGAUGUGUUCCAAGGGAGGUGGGUGUAUGAUUCCUCUUAUCCUCUUUACAAUUCGUUCAACUGCCCGUUCCUCGAGCAGGCAUUCGAUUGCCAAAAGAACGGCCGACCCGACCUGUCCUACCUGAAGUACAGAUGGCAACCUUCUUCCUGCAAUUUGCCCCGGUUUGGUGGGAGAAAUUUCUUGAAGAAGCUCAGAGGGAAGCGCAUCAUGUUUGUAGGGGACUCGCUCAGCCUGAAUCAAUGGCAGUCGCUUACGUGCAUGCUUCACGCCUAUGUCCCUGAGGCGAAAUACGCCUUCUCUAGAACAGCGGAUCUCUCCACUUUCACAUUCCCGGCAUUCAACGUCUCCAUCAUCCUACACCGGAGUGCGUUCUUGGUGGACGUAGUGAAGAAGACAUACGGCCGAAUCCUAGAACUGAACUCGAUCAGCAGCGGGAGCUUGUGGAAAGGGAUGGACGUAUUGGUCUUCAACACGUGGCACUGGUGGACCCACAGAGGAAGUCAACAAGUAUGGGAUUUUGUUCAAGACGGGAAGGGUACUUAUAAGGACAUGAACCGGUUCGUGGCUUUUGAGAAGGGUUUGACUACAUGGGCUAAAUGGGUGGGCUCGAACAUAGAUCCCAAGACCACCAGCGUCUUCUUCCAAGGUGUCUCGCCAACACACACUGACUCGAGGGAGUGGGGGGACUUGAGAGGGAAGGAUUGUCGAGCGCAGACCCGGCCGCUGCUCCAGUCGAGCUACCCGGGAGGCGCGAACCCGGCGGAGGCCAUCGUGGAGAAGGUGUUGAGCGGAAUGUCUAAGCCGGUCCAGUUGCUCAACAUCACCACGCUCUCGGCGUUAAGGAAAGACGGGCACGUGGGUGGGUUCGGGUACGGAGGACCCAAAGCCACGGAUUGCAGCCACUGGUGUCUCCCGGGGGUCCCUGAUACUUGGAACUUGCUUCUGUACGCAUUCCUCGUUCAAAAUUAAUUGAGUUGCUCGGUUGUGGAUGAUUUUCACCGUUUUUUUUUUCUCCUUUAGAAUGAUUCUUAAAGAAGCAACACUGUACAUUUGAUCAU